Molecule: messenger RNA, 2859 nt
Organism: Strongylocentrotus purpuratus (purple sea urchin)
Lineage: Eukaryota; Metazoa; Echinodermata; Echinoidea; Camarodonta; Strongylocentrotidae
Gene: eea1
Product: early endosome antigen 1
Exons: 26
Coding region: 121-2859 (912 amino acids)
Source: RefSeq, a predicted model, not a curated record
CGCAAGUCUAUCGCGCAUGUGGGCGUGUCACCAACAAUUAAUGCAUUUACCGUAUUAUGCAGUCAACAGACUGAGCUUCCUGUCGACAAUUUUAACGAAUUUGUAUCUCUUUUAAUCACAAUGGAUGCCAUCAAGCGAUUUGGACGGAAAGCUAGGGAUAGCGUGAAGACUGUUACCCCUGAAAGUCCGAGUAGGUCUUCUGGCUAUGAAGAACAAGAAGCAUCGGGGUUCAUCUGCCCAACCUGUAUGGUGGCACUCUCCUCUCCGGAGCAGCUUCAAUCCCACUGGGAGUCAGUUCAUAACACAGACUUCGGAGGAGGAGCAGCGGCCAUGGAACCGGAGGUAGUAGCAUCACCGGCAGCAACCACCAAUGCUGCACGUCAGAAUUCAGUCCAAGCCAAUGACCGAGAUGGAGAUGUAGAGAUUUUACGUCAGGAAGUCAACGAAUUGAAGACCUCCUUGAAAGAAGAGCAAUGGUAUGCUACUGAAUUGAAGAAGGAGGUGGACAGAUUAAAGUCUGGUGAAGAGCCAAUGUUGAUAGAUGAUACAGAUUUGUUCAAAGAACAAUUGAAAAAGUCAGAGGAGAAUAGAUCACUAUUAUCUUCAGAGGUUGUCCUUUUAAGACAAGAUUUGGGUGAAUCCAAGCAGACAGCAACUAAUUAUAAGACCAUUAAAGAUGCCAUGGAGCAAAAAGCUGCUAGUUUGGCAGGGGAUGUAGCCACAAUCCGUGCAGAGCUAGACGAAGAGAAAGGGCACCACUUAGCUCUCAAAGAAGCCUUGGAACAGACUCAGUUUGAGCUGAGGGACAGGGACAAUCAACUCAAGGUCAUGGAGUCCCAAGCAUUACAAAGGACAGCUGAUGAUGACAUCACAGUUUUAAAGAAGGAGCUGGUUAGCAUUCAAACCCUGAUGGAUCAGAUGAGCCUGGAGGCGGAGGCGGAGAAGAAGGAGCUGGAGAAACACUGUGGAGAGCUCAAGACUAAGAACGAAGAGUCAGAAGCUCAGAUCAAGGCUUUACAGACAGAGAUAGAGAUUGCUCCUAAGAAAGAAGAGGUUCUGAAAUUGCAGUCUAGUAUCAGUGAGACCUCAUCAAGUAGUCAAGCUUUACAGCAACAGCUCAAAGAAGCCACAGACACAAACAACAGCUUACAACUCAAACUCACCGAGGUUCAGGGAAAUUUAAGAGAAAGCGAGGUUCUAAAGGAGAAAGUGCAGCAGGAGCUAGAUUUCACUCGCCAGCAGUUCCAACGAGACAUUAGCUCAAAGGACAACCAGAGUUCUGAUCUACAGAUACAGAUGUCAAAGGCAAACGAAAGGCUGCAGGAGUUGGAAGUUGCCAAUCAAAAGUUGAAGCAAGAACUUGAAUUCAGUGAGCAGCAACACCAACAUCAGCUCACCAGCAAGGGCAAUCAAAGUGUGGAGUUGCAGCAACAGAUUGAAAAGCUGCAAGCAUCCAUCAAGGAGAGAGAUGAGGAGGUGGAGAAGGUGAGGAAAGAUUUAUCUGGGAGUAGGCUGUCUGGUGAAGAUCAAAUCAGACACACGGAACAGAAACUGACUGCUCUCAAGCUAGAACACAGCAAGGUUGAGGAGGCUCUGAAGGAACAGCAGGGUCUAGUGAGUAGUCUACAACAGCAGCUUGACACAGCCAAACAGCAGUAUCAACAAGAGAGUAACCAUAGCGACGACCUAGGGUCACAGCUCAGAGACAAGGAAGCGCAGUUGGAGGAGCAUGCAAGAAAUCUCUCAGAAAGAGAUGCUAAGAUAACAGAUCUGGAGAGUACCAUUCAGAAGCAAAAAGAGGCCAAUGAGAAAAUGGAAGCAGAGAAGACAGAUCUGAUAUCACAGAUUCAGGCUGGAGAAGGGGUAGAGACUGCCAUCCAACAACUCAAACAAGAAGUGGAUGACUUCCAGAAGGAGGUAUCAGACCUGGAAGCAAGUAAAGAAACGCUGGCACAGGAGCAUCACGAGAAAACAGAACAGCUUUACAAACAGCUCAAAGAGGCCAAGAGUCACCUUGAAUCUGAGAAAGCCAAACUGGAAAGGACGGAAACAAAUCUGGCAGAUACAACCGGCAAGUUGGCAGGCACUCAGGAAAAACUUGUAGCUACGGAAGCUGAAGUCAAAUCAAAGAAUGAGUUGUUACAUGCUGCUGAAGCCUCCAUUGCAACCCAGAGGGCCGAUCUAGAGAGUCAUCUACGGACAUCACAGACAGCACUUGAAGAUAAGCAGAAGGACAUGGAUAGGGUCCAGGAACUACUCCAACAGACCAAGGAUGAACUGACUUCAUCCAAGGACCAGGUCAAAGGUCUUGAGACACAGGUUCAAGAGGUCAAAGGUGAACUAACCAACAGCCAGCACCAGUACUCACUACUGCAGACAGACUUGAAGAACAAGGACAACCAGAUAUCAACCAUUGAAGCUUCUAAAGAUGCUCAGAAAGCAGAGCUGGAGGAGAAGACUACUAACAUACAAGCAGUGGUGACAGAGAGACAGAAAGCUUUAGAUCUUAUCACAGAACAAUUCCAAACGACAUCUAAAGAUCUGACAUCGUGUGAAUCCAAGCUGGGCCAGACAGAAGCUUCUCUUCAAAGUACUCAGGAUCAACUAGCCUCCACUGCCAGUACUUUAGCUAAAAUGGAAGAAGAAAUGCAGUCUACCAAAGAUAGUCUGGAGUCAAAGUCUAGGGAGCUGACAGACCUCAGAUCAAAUAGUGAAAAGUCAAUCGAGGAAAGCCAGGCCGCUAUCUCAAAAUUGCAGAAGGAGAGAGAGGAAUUAGAAUCAACGCUCAAUGCCUCCAAUGCAGAGCAUCAGUAUCAGGUGAGUCAGAUCCAUGAUGAGUGGUGUUCCUUCAGGCAAUGA